Trichoplusia ni (cabbage looper) is the source of this 1929-nucleotide messenger RNA. RefSeq names its product retinol dehydrogenase 13-like. The record is from RefSeq and is a predicted model, not a curated record. NCBI's taxonomy places the organism in Eukaryota, Metazoa, Arthropoda, Insecta, Lepidoptera, Noctuidae. The transcript has a single exon. Bases 267 to 1391 code for a protein of 374 amino acids.
AAUAAAGUAUUUACUAGACAUUCUUUAAUUACAUAGGGAACUGCAUAUGUGACUAAAAUUAACUUAAUUAGUAAUACAUCAGACACCUACAGACUAGGCUAAUCGACCUUUAAAGCAAAUUAAGGAAGCAAAAAUUUUGAUGACAUCUAUAGUGAAAAUCAAACAUGACAAUAUUUAUAAUAAACUUUGCUACCGAUGCAUUUACAUGUUAUAAUAUAUGUGAUUAGCAAUUAAUCAUCAAAACGUAUAUAAUUGAAGAGUUUACUAUGUUUCACGAGGGCAUUAUAAUUAUGAAAAUUAACGAAGAUCGGCAGAUAUUGAAAUUUUGUUAUAGCUUUAUAUUAAGUUGCCGCCGUGCGUUACAAUACAGUGUGCUCGCAGCCGUCUCGGGCGCAGUUACUAUGUACGGGCUACUACUGAUUAUAGCCAUUAUUGUGAUACUUGCGCUCUCUAUCUCUCUUUACCAGAAGAGCACUAACGCAAUAUGUCUCUCAAGAAAAAGAUUAGACGGCAAGACUGUGAUAGUGACUGGAGGCACGGCGGGAAUGGGUCUGCAGAUGGCCAUAGACCUUGCACACAGAGGAGCGAGGGUCAUCAUCGCCUGCCCUUUUGAAGACGAGGGCACCAACGCCAGGAAACAAAUUAUCGAAGAAACGGAAAACAACAAUGUGGUGUUUUUAAACCUCGAUCUCGCAUCGUUAGAAUCAGUGAGAAAGUUCGCUGCGAACAUAAUUAAAACUGAAGAUAGAUUAGACAUAUUGAUAAACAACGCCGGAGUCGGUACCCCCGGGGACUUCCUUACUCCUGACGGAAUGAACUUCACCAUGCAGGUCAACUAUUACGGAACGUUCCUACUCACUCUCCUACUCCUACCCCUUCUAAAGAAGACAGGGAAACAAGGUGAGCCAAGCAGAAUACUGACCACGGCGUCAUUUCUUCACAUGUACGGCCAAGUGGAUAUAAAGAACUUGAACAGAACCAACUAUUGGAAUGUCGUUCAGAUUUACGGAAACAGUAAGAUAUGCCUCAUUAUGUUCGCGAACGAGCUGACGAAGAGAUUGAAAGGCUCGAACGUUGUGAUCAAUAAUAUUGACCCUGGAGCAGUUGGUACAAGGAUCUUCGAUUCCACCACCAAGUUAUUGGGGCUUAUACUGACGACAGCGUGCAUCCUUUUCUUCAAGACGCCAUGGCAAGGGGCCCAGACGGCGCUGCACGUAGCUUUAGAUAAGAAGGCUGGUGAAGUGAGCGGGAAGUAUUUCAAGAAUUGUGAGAUUAGCUGGACUGUGAGGCGCGCGCAAUGCGAGAAAACCGCUUCAGCCCUAUGGGAGGAUUCUGUGAGACUAGUAAACUUAACUGAAGAUGAAUUAGAUCAGUGUUUUAAAUCCUUAUAGACCAAAUAAAUAAAUAAAUUUGAAUAGUUACUACUGAUGAAUAAACUCGGGUCUAUAUAACGCUUUAGGUAUUUAUGAAAUGUUUAUUAACCGGAUUGUGUUGGUGUUUACGAAUUAUUAAUGAUACUGGGUUGUGAUACGCACCUGCGUUAUGUGAGUAACAAUUUAUUUCAAUCAAAUGAGUAUUAUAAUAUUAUCUGAACAAUUUGAUUUGAAAUAAAUCCUCUUUAAAUAAACAGUGAUUUUGUUUUGAACCAGCGUCAAAUGAAGGAGGUUCUCAGUUCGUCUUUAUUUACGUGCAGUAGAGUGUAGUAGCGUAGCAGUCAUUUGGUAACAAUGAUUUCAUCAAAUUUGGCUCAGUUGUUUUCGUUUGACGUCGGUUGUAUGCUUUUCUUGUAAAAUACUUUGUUAUCCCUUUUACUUUGUAAACAAGAGAACAGUUUGAUGUGGAGGAAUCCGAUACUUCACGUGGAGAUAAAUGUUGUGAUGGCAAAUUUACACUUUCAUCAGUUUCUUGAAACUAGUGACUUACAAGAAG